Molecule: messenger RNA, 2500 nt
Organism: Camellia sinensis
Lineage: Eukaryota; Viridiplantae; Streptophyta; Magnoliopsida; Ericales; Theaceae
Product: granule-bound starch synthase 1, chloroplastic/amyloplastic
Molecular function (GO): alpha-1,4-glucan glucosyltransferase (UDP-glucose donor) activity
Source: RefSeq, a predicted model, not a curated record
AACACGUAGGUCCCCUCUACCCCCAUAGUAGGAUUUGAACACAACACCACCUGAACACUGCUACAAAAAUGGCCAAUUCUCUGACCAUAUAUGUUUCUCAGAGACUCCAUUCAUUAUUCUUAAUUCCCACACCACACCUAGUUUUGCUUUGCUGCAGUGCAGAGACAAAGCUAGCUGAUUAUUCAGAGAGCUGAAGGAAGUGUCCUUUUCUUUAUCAUUCUGAGUUUUUGACUAGCAUACCCAGAACUCGGAAGAACAAAAUUUUCCACAAUGGCCAGUGUGACUGCUUCUAAUUUGGUGUCAAGAAGCAAAAGCAUCAACUGUGGAUCGACAGGUGGAAUAGAGCCUAAAGCAAAGGUGGAGAGAAUCGGUGGGUUGUUGAGGAACAAAAUCCAGACUACUUAUAAUGGGCUAAGGUGUUUGAAAAAUGUGGAUGAACUGAAUAUAAUGAUGCCCAAGCCAAUUAAAUUGGCCAUCAGGAUAGCAAGGGGGAAAAGAUUAAUCCGUGGCAGGCCUCUGGGAAUCAUCGUGUGUGGAAGCGGGAUGAAUGUGAUCUUUGCAGGAUCAGAAGUAGGUCCAUGGAGCAAAACAGGAGGACUUGGUGAUGUUCUUGGUGGUCUCCCACCAGCCAUGGCAGCCAAUGGACAUCGUGUUAUGACGGUCUCUCCACGCUACGACCAGUACAGAGAUGCAUGGGAUACAGAUGUAGAAAUUGAGCUCAGAGUAGGGGAUAGGAUGGAAAAAGUUCGCUUCUUCCAUUGCUACAAGCGAGGCGUUGAUCGUGUCUUCGUGGAUCACCCCGUGUUUCUUGAAAAGGUCUGGGGAAAGACUGGAUCAAAAAUUUAUGGACCUAUCGCUGGUGAGGAUUUCCUCGACAACCAAUCUAGAUUCAGCUUGCUAUGCCAGGCAGCUUUGGAGGCGCCAAGAGUUCUGAAUCUCAACAGCAAUAAAUACUUCUCCGGACCAUAUGGGGAUGAUGUUGUGUUCAUUGCCAAUGAUUGGCACACUGCUCUUAUCCCGUGCUACCUCAAAUCUAUGUAUAAACCGAGGGGGAUAUAUACAAGUGCCAAAGUUGCCUUCUGCAUUCACAACAUCGCCUACCAAGGCAGAUUCGCCUUCGCAGACUUUUCGCUCCUCAAUCUCCCCGAUUCUUUUAAAAGUUCUUUUGAUUUUAUUGAUGGAUAUGAUAAACCUGUCAAAGGAAGAAAAAUUAAUUGGAUGAAAGCUGGAAUAUUAGAAACAGACAAAGUCUUGACAGUGAGUCCAUACUAUGCCAAAGAACUUAUCUCUGGGGUAGAAAAAGGGGUGGAGUUGGAUAACAUCCUCUCCAAAACCGGCAUUAUGGGGAUUGUGAAUGGCAUGGAUGUUCAAGAGUGGAACCCCUUAACCGACAAAUAUAUUACUGCCAAAUAUGAUGCUUCAACUGUAAUGGAAGCAAAACCUCUUCUGAAAGAAGCCCUCCAAGCAGAAGUUGGAUUGCCAGUGGAUAGAAGUAUUCCGGUCAUAGGCUUCAUUGGCAGGCUUGAAGAGCAAAAGGGUUCAGACAUCCUUGUAGAAGCUAUCCCUCAGUUUAUAGAUGAGAAUGUUCAGAUAGUGGUUCUUGGGACAGGCAAGAAGGCAAUGGAGAAGCAGCUUGUGGAAUUAGAGAAAAACUACCCAAACAAAGCCCGAGGGGUGGCGAAAUUCAAUGUUCCAUUGGCUCAUAUGAUAAUAGCCGGCGCUGAUUUCAUAUUGGUUCCGAGUAGAUUUGAGCCAUGUGGUCUUAUUCAGCUACAUGGGAUGCGCUAUGGAUCUAUACCCAUUGUUGCCUCAACUGGUGGGCUGGUUGACACUGUCAAAGAAGGCUUUACUGGGUUUCAGAUGGGAGGCUUUAGUGUUGAAUGCGACACUGUUGAUCCUGCAGAUGUGACUGCAGUAGCAACAACUGUGAAACGGGCCCUUGCAACCUAUGGCACUCCAGCUAUUACUGAAAUGAUCAAGAACUGCAUGGCUCAAGAUCUUUCCUGGAAGGGACCAGCCAAGAAGUGGGAGGAAGUGCUGCUAAAUUUGGGGGUGGCAGGAAGCGAAGCUGGAAUUGAUGGUGAGGAGAUUGCUCCUCUUGCUAAGGAAAAUGUAGCCACACCCUGAGAGAGAGAGAGAGCCUAGCCUGACCCACCCUACCAUCCUCCCUGCUGGAGGAUUUUCCAGCCUCUAUUUCGGUUGGCGUCAAAACACUAACAAAACAGUCAGGGAACUGUCAAGAGUCUCUCAUUAGGAGCCCAAAUUGUAAGCUUGUCUAAGUACAACUAUUAGGAUUCAACAUAUAUAAGAAAUAAGUUCAAACUACUUUUUUACAGAUUAUUUAGCUUUUCAUAACUAAUGUCCAAUUUCAAGUAAGCAAUUGUGUUCUCUUGUAAGAGAUUCUUGAGAACCUUUCAAAACUUGGUGGCUCAUUUUUGCUAGUGAAACAUAGUGUAACAAGUAAAUAUACAUCAAGCGAAAGUUUUGUUAUUGCUGGUUA